Molecule: messenger RNA, 1437 nt
Organism: Klebsormidium nitens
Lineage: Eukaryota; Viridiplantae; Streptophyta; Klebsormidiophyceae; Klebsormidiales; Klebsormidiaceae
Source: the annotation of a GenBank genome assembly
AUGGCCAUGCUCGCCCGAUCCGCGCACGGAGAGCUCCUCGUGGGCCUGAGCAGGGCCCAGGUGCGGCCCGUUCCGGACGGCCUCGCGUCGAAGCUCGUGACAGCGGGCCGCUUCGGCGGUCUCGCCGUACGUUCCACUGCGGACUGUCCCUUCGCAGGGGCCGGGUCGGACCUCCGCAUCCGCCUGGUCGUACCAAACGAUUACAUAGAGCAAUUCUCGGAGCUCCCAUCUCCCGCGCUCGACGACUGGGUGGCGCGAGAGGUGAGCGGGCCCCUCUCGCGGGGCUACCCGAUAGACUCGAUCCAGCUGGGGGUGACCCCGCUGGCCGCAGAGUACGCCGCGCGCUUCGGCGACUCCCUGCCCGCCGCGUCGAAGAACCUGGCGGAGCGCGUGAACCCGUUGGGGGUCGGCGUGACCGUCUCGGUCGGGCUGGACGACCUGUCCGCGUCCUACCCGCCCUCCGCCGGCAGGUUCGGUAUCGAUGCAGCGCCGGUGCUCGAGCGAACACUGCCCAGCGCCGCGGGGCUCAGCCUGGACGCUUACCCGUUCCUCCUGGCGCUGGGAGCGACCGACCCCGCCACGGUCGCCUUCCUCGCGCUGGAACCCACCGCUCAGGGAUUCUGGGACGACGGCGGUGGCCUCUGGUACGCCGACGCGCUCUCGUCCGUCCACGACGCCGCCGUCUACGCGCUCGAGGGGCUGGGCUUCGGCGACCUGCCGGUGUCCCUCACGACGGGCUGGCCUACCGACGGGGCCGCGGGAGCGACCGCCCGACGCACGGCGACCUUCCUGGAGGGGGCGGCGCGCUGGACGGCCGGCGGCGAGGGCUCGCCCAAGAGACCGGGCGCGAACAUGUCCCUGGUGUUUCGCGAACUGCUCGACGAAGACACCGCUGAGCUCACGGAAGAUGCGCCCUGGAGCAGGCGGUGGGGCAUAUACGAUUCAGCUGCCUCUUCUAAAUUGAACGUCAGCGCCGUGGGAACGUACGCCCUGGUGCCCGGCGUGGAUUACGAGACCGUGGACCGCACGUUCUGCGUGGUCCGGAGCGAGGCGCCCGACGACGCGUUGCUCUCCGGGCUAUCUUUCGCAUGCAACGCGACGGACUGCACGUCCAUCCAAAAAGACGCAUCGUGUUACUCGCCACCGAGUCUGAGGAGACAUGCCACCAUCGCAUACAACGGAUUCUUUCAGGAUAGAGGGCAGGACGCGUCCGCGUGCGAUUUCGGGGGGACGAAGGUUGCAAGACCAGAACAACCUAGAGAGGCGUGCGGGAUUCCCACCCCCGCAUCAGCCAGAGCGACGACAGUCGCCAGCGCAACGGGCCAUCCCAUAACAGCGUCCAGGGUCGCAAAGACCCGCCCCGUAGAAGGGCAUGCGGGCGUUCCCACCCCGCAACAAUCCGAGCGCGACGAGGGUUGCGACACCAGAACAACCUAG